CAAGCAACGGAUCAAAUUGUAAACAACGCGAGACAAAUCGCUUUGAAUACGUAUAUGAAAGAAUUUCAUCGACUUUUUGUCCCAUAGAAUACCGAAAUGCCUCCAAAAGCGAAGAAAAAGGGAGGAAAGAAAUCUGCCAAGCCCAAAAGCGCUGUCGUUAUUGAUGGCAUCAGCACUGAAGAGAUGACAAAGGAACAACUCGAAGAACAUGUGGGACGUUUGCGAGAGGAGCUCGAUCGUGAGCGCGAAGAACGCAACUAUUUUCAACUGGAACGCGAUAAAGUCAACACGUUCUGGGAGAUCACGAAAAAACAGUUUGAAGAAAAGAAAGCCGAACUGCGAAAUCGGGACAGGGAAAUUGAAGAAGCGGAAGAACGACAUCAAGUUGAAAUAAAAGUCUAUAAACAGAAAGUAAAACAUUUGCUCUACGAGCAUCAGAACAACGUGACAGAACUUAAAGCAGACGGAAUUGUGUCGUUGAAACUAGCUCAAGAUGAACAUAGAACUAACGAAAAGGACCUUCGUACCGAUAAACGAGCUUUGAAGGUUGAGCUGAAAGAGCAAGAGUUAGCUCAUGAGGAUAUUGUGAAAAAUUUAAAAAGGGGUCAAGACGAGAACAUCACGAAACUCAGGCAAGACUACGAGCGAGAAGUAAAAGAGGUUGAAUCAAAGUAUGAAAGAAAGUUGCGAUCCUUAAGAGAAGAGCUAGAACUUCGCCGUAAGACUGAAAUGCACGAAAUCGAGGAGCGAAAAAACAGCCAAAUCAACACGUUGAUGAAGAACCACGAAAAGGCGUUUAGUGACAUCAAGAACUACUACAACGACAUUACUUUGAACAACUUAGCGCUUAUCAACUCUCUUAAGGAACAAGUGGAAGACAUGAAGAAAAAAGAAGAGAGGAUGGAAAAACAAAUGAAUGAAAUUACGGCAGAAAACAAGAGAUUAACCGAACCACUACAAAAAGCUCGAGAACAAGUUGAAGAACUCCGGAAACAGUUGGCGAAUUAUGAAAAAGAUAAGGCAUCGUUAGCUAGUGCAAAAGCGAGACUUAAAGUGCAAGGAAAUAGUCUGAGUAAAUUAGAAUGGGAACAAGAGGUGCUUCAGCAAAGAUUCGCAAUGACACAAGGUGAACGGGAUGAGUUAUAUAACAAAUUCGUCAAGGCCAUUCACGAGGUUCAACAGAAGAGCAACUUUAAAAACUUAUUAUUGGAGAAAAAAUUAACAGCUCUAACUGACACUUUGGAGAAAAAGGAGGCGCAAUUGAACGAAGUUCUGUCAGCAUCAAAUCUUGAUCCUACGGCAUUGACCGUUGUUACAAGAAAAUUAGAGGAUGUACUGGAUUCUAAGAACAGCGCCAUAAAGGAUUUACAAUACGAACUCGCUCGAGUGUGUAAGGCACACAAUGAUCUCAUUCGAACCUAUGAAGCCAAAUUAAAGGCAUUCGGUGUUCCAGUAGAAGAACUUGGAUUCCAACCAUUAGAAAGCAAUGUUGGAAGUGAGAAAAUUGGCCAAGGUCCUGCUGGUCUUGUCGCAGCGCCCACGUAGUUAGACUGAGAAAGACGUGUUUCAAUAGCAUUCAAUUGAAAAUAAUUUUGUAAUACCAAAAUAAAGUCGGAAAGUGCAAUCAUGUUUACUCAUGUGAUUUAGUUGGAACUCUCAACUGUUAUUUCUUAUAAGUCUAGCCUAUGUUUGAACACUGUAAAUAUUGACUAAAGUGAUGAUAAAGAUUGUACUAAAAACGUGCAACAAAA
Molecule: messenger RNA, 1751 nt
Organism: Xenia sp. Carnegie-2017
Lineage: Eukaryota; Metazoa; Cnidaria; Anthozoa; Malacalcyonacea; Xeniidae
Product: dynein regulatory complex subunit 4-like
Exons: 15
Coding region: 97-1545 (482 amino acids)
Biological process (GO): cell motility
Cellular component (GO): microtubule; motile cilium; Golgi apparatus
Molecular function (GO): microtubule binding; small GTPase binding
Source: RefSeq, a predicted model, not a curated record